Molecule: messenger RNA, 789 nt
Organism: Coniophora puteana RWD-64-598 SS2
Lineage: Eukaryota; Fungi; Basidiomycota; Agaricomycetes; Boletales; Coniophoraceae
Exons: 7
Coding region: 37-672 (211 amino acids)
Cellular component (GO): cytosol
Molecular function (GO): RNA binding
Source: RefSeq, a predicted model, not a curated record
AGAACAGCUAUCCUCAGACGCAGCCCACAUACAACAAUGGUUAGAGGAUCAGGAAAGUUCAAGGCUAAGCGUGGUGGAGGACGCAGCUUCAGCAAGAAUCUAGUUCUUGAUGAGAAUGGCGUAGCAAGCUCUACCGAUCGUCGACGGCCGAGACGGGGAGAGGAGGUGGAGGAUGAUGACAAAUCAGAUGAGGACGAGGAGGACGAAGAGGACGAAGAAGAAGAAGAGGAGGAGGACGAAGAGGAAGGAGAGGGAGGAGAGGACAAACCCGAGCUAACCCGCGCAGAGCGGCGCGAGCUCAAGAAGAAGCAGGCCGCAGCCAAGCAAACAGGCAAAGCACCGAAGAAAGCGGACGGGAGCGGCGGUGAUGAGGACGAUGAGGAUCUCAUUAACCCCAACCAUGUCCAGAAGAAGCUCAACAUAUCGGACAUCGGCUCACAGCCCAUGUCAAGGCGGGAGAGAGAAGCUAAGGAGAAGCAAGAGGCGAAGGAACGGUAUUGGAAGCUGCACCUCCAGGGCAAGACCGAUGAGGCCAAGAGCGAUAUGGCUCGUCUAAAGAAGAUCCGUGAGGAGCGCGAGGCGGCUCAGGCGAAGCGCAAAGCUGAGCUCGACGCCAAAUCAGCCGAGACGGAGGCCAAGAAGCAGCAGCAACUCAAUCGUAAAGCUAAAUGAUUCUUUGCUGGCGCAGACAGCGUCGGAGAAGCCCAAGUUUCGGUGUACUAGUACCUUACUGCCAACUUACUGUACUUAUCUUCUGCCAACAGUGCCAUGCAUAAAUAUACAGUUGAG